Molecule: messenger RNA, 780 nt
Organism: Strongylus vulgaris
Lineage: Eukaryota; Metazoa; Nematoda; Chromadorea; Rhabditida; Strongylidae
Source: the annotation of a GenBank genome assembly
AUGUAUUGUAGGAAAGGAAGUCUCGUUGACUCUAUGACACGAAUGAUGGAAGAGUACGCGAACAAUCUAGAGAAACUUGUUAGUGACAGAACAGGGAUGCUGGAGCAAGCAACCCUCAGAGCUGAUAAGCUACUCUCUCAACUUCUACCCAAAUUCGUGGCCAAUGAGCUUAAAAACGGACGUCCUGUUCCUCCGAAAAUGUAUUCCUCUGCAACGGUACUUUUUACGGAUGUUGUCGGAUUCACGACGCUGUGCAGCACGUCCACGCCCAUUGAGGUUGUCAAUCUGCUCAAUAGUGUAUAUUCUGGAUUUGAUGAAGUCAUCAACAAGCACGACGGUUACAAAGUGGAAACUAUUGGUGACGCUUAUAUGGUUGUCUCUGGUAUCCCUGAAGAAAAUGGAAAACGUCACAUUUCUAACAUUUCUACUAUUUCUCUUGAGAUCAUGGAGGUGUUCCUUACCACCUAUCGUAUCCCGCAUCGCAAAUCCGAAAAAUUGAUUAUUCGUGUCGGCUUUCACAGCGGCACUGUAGCCGCAGCUGUCGUUGGACUGAACGCUCCACGUUAUUGUCUCUUCGGAGACACGGUCAAUAUGGCCUCUCGCAUGGAAUCCACUGGAGAACCAGAAAAGAUACAGAUUUCACAAGCGUCAAAAGAUCUUCUCGAUAACGAAUAUCCAGAGUUUAUAACAAUAAAACGAGGAGAUUUUGACAUAAAGGGCAAAGGAACAUGCUCCACAUAUUGGCUUCUUCGUAAAGACCGUUCAUGUUUCACUGAUUAA